Chlamydomonas reinhardtii is the source of this 2640-nucleotide messenger RNA. RefSeq lists its product as uncharacterized. The transcript is spliced from 17 exons. The record is from RefSeq and is a predicted model, not a curated record. The coding region runs from base 565 to 2172 and encodes 535 amino acids. Lineage: Eukaryota; Viridiplantae; Chlorophyta; Chlorophyceae; Chlamydomonadales; Chlamydomonadaceae.
CUACUAGCUUGCAGGGCUUUUAUAAAAUUGACUGCACGUAGAUGUGUCCAGCAGUUUGUUGGUAACGUUCAAAACAGGGCCGGCUUCGUCAGCGCACAGAUUCCUGGCUGCGCAGAGCUCAUCUUCAUUGAACGUUACACAGUCGCACCGACUUUACGAGUGUCAUCGAUCGAUCAACCCUGAUCAAUUAAGCCCCGCCGAAAUGACGGCCACCUACUAGCAGAAUACAACCCCGGAAUCAUAUUGUCGUCAUGCAGCUUUCACCAAGGAUCAAUGAAGUGCUGCAUGGUCGUCUGUCGAGAUGCCGCUUCUGCCGGUCAACCGCAAGGCAUGAGUUGCCCUGGAGCGAGCGGUUGAUCGGGCAACCAGGUAUGAAAGGGCGCGCCGCACGAUGUCUUGCGUAUAACACGCAACACAAGUGUUGGUACUUGUUGUUAAGGUCUCGGGCCGAUCCAUCAGCAGCAGGCCCCAGCAUCCCCUCUCGCAAACAUGGUCAGACGAACUAUCACGCUGCUAGUGUGCGCAAUCGCGCUUCAGCUCUCGCCUGCUGCAUGUUCUCGCCGGAUGGAUCAGUCGCAGGUGCCAUUCACUACGAGCUGGCCGUCCUUCGGAGGAGGGCCGGUGAACCGCAACUGGAGGUCAGGCAUUACGACGGGGCGCUUCCGUGCCGCGCCGCAGAUCGCCUUCCAGGUCGACACCCAGGGUUCCGACGUGUCUGCAACCCCCACCGUCAUCAACCACUUCGUCUACUUUGGCGACUGGACUGGUUUCCUGUACAAGGUGGACGCUGUCACCGGCGCCGUGUCAUGGAAGAAGAACGUCACGGAGCUGGUGUGGCCCGGCGGCGUCGGCGCCACCAACAAGCUUGUCACCCGCACUGCCGCCACGGAUGCCGGCAACGGUAACAUCAUUAUCGGCACCCAGGUCCAAUCCCAGGGUCUACCCGGCAACCCCAAUGGCAACCAGGGCUAUGUGUUGGCUGUCAAGGCCAGCGAUGGCACUGCUGCAUGGAAGACCCUAGUGGACGAGAGCCCUUACGCCGUGGUUACUGCCUCGCCCACCGUUUACAAGGGUGCUGUGUAUGUUGGCGUGUCCAGCAUGGAGGAGCUGGUGGACGGAUUCGGGAUUGAGUGCUGCAAGUUCCGUGGGUCUGUUGUGCGCCUUGCGCUGGACACCGGCGCACUGCUGUGGAAGUUCUACACGGCCCCCGACGUGAAGGGCUGGUCUGGUAACGCCGUGUGGGGCAGCGCGCCCGCCAUCGAUGAGGCCCGCGGCUGGGUCUACGUGGCCACUGGCAACCAGUACACCGCUCCCCAGGACGUGCUUGACUGCCUCGAGAGCAGCGCCAGCAACGAGGCUAAGCUCGCCUGCGUGAGCAAGGAGGAGGGCAACUGGUUCAACAGCAUCCUGGCCAUUGACAUGAACACGGGUGCCCUGGCCUGGGGCCGUCGUGUCUCCUUCUUCGACGUCUGGACCACCGCUUGCAUUCCCUUCGUCCCGGGAGUGACUGACUGCCCCUUCGUUGAGAGCCCCGACUACGACUUCGGCCAGGCUCCCCUGUACUUCCCCGGCACCAAGUGUGCCUCGCAGACCAUGGACAUCCUGGUGGCCGGUCAGAAGUCGGGCUGGGGCUACGGUAUCGACGCCGCGACCGGCACCAUCCUGUGGAAGACCUACACAGGUGUUGGCAGCAGCAGCGGCGGUAUGCAGUGGGGUUCGGCAUCCGACGGUGUCCGCACCGUGUUCUACCAGAAUGCAAACUUUGCUUUUCAGAGCGUCCCUCUGACCAACCCCGCGCCUGGCAGCCCCGCUGUUGCGUCUGGCGGUUUCGCUACUGCUGUGGACAUCUGCACUGGCCAGAUCAAGUGGCAGGCCGCCAUCCCCAUCACGCCCGCCCGCCAGAGCGCCGCGGCGGGCCCGCCCGUUUAUGUUCGCGAGCUGGCCGCUAAUGGUAACGCUUACGUGGUGUACCCCACGCUGUCCGACGAUGGCAAGCUGGUCGUGUUCGACGCCCAGACCGGCAAAUACUACACCACACUGGUCGCCGGGCCUGGUUCCUCGGUCAGCGGUCCCUCCGUAGUGAACGGCUACCUCUACGUUGGCGUUGGCUACAGCCGCUUUGGUUUCGGAGCCAAUGCUGAGAAGCACGGCCUGACCGCGUUCCGCCUGUGAGCCAGUCGCGCAGGAAUGCAAGCAGUACCUACUGCUGCCAAUGCAGCCGGAAGAGGCGAGAACCUGAGCUGUUGCCUGCACAAACAGGAUGAGCUCGGCAGUAGUGGGCUCUUAGGGGGCCAUCAGAGUGCAUCGUAAAGUCGUGGUUUAGCGUGGAGACAAACACUGAAGAAGGCACCAGCGCAAGCGCUGUCGCCUUUUGCGUGUACCGUACAUAUGCGCGCGUGUGUAUCGCAGCAGUCACUCGACGCGGAACUUCCACUCCUGCAUCGUGUCCUGCAUUCAAUUGCCUGCAUAUAUUUUGUGGCCUUCAAUGCGUGAGUUUCGGGACUUCUGACCGCCAAGGCUUCAUCAAGCCGGAUAGGGUAUGCCUUGCUUGGGGUAUCCAGCGUGGGUAUCCAGUCGCUCUUGCUUAUAGUUCUAGCCUUGUACCAUUGUCGCGGGUCUGGAGUUUUGGUCGAUUGGAGA